AGAAGCUACAGUCUAGGUAAUGGUAAUAUUCUUAGUUGUUCUAAUUGCUGAUAAGAAGAACAAAUAGAGAAAUUCUUAGAAUUUAUCCUAUGUUGGAAGAAUCUUUCAUAAUGAUGACUUCUCUUUAGGUGAACCCAAGACUAUGGGAAGAACUAACAUAACACAGCCUACCGAAUUCAUCCUCCUGGGACUCUCCUCUCGACCUGAAGAUCAGAAGCCACUCUUUGCCAUGUUUCUCCCCAUCUACCUCAUCACAGUGAUAGGAAACCUGCUCAUCAUCCUGACCAUCUGCUCAAACACUCACCUCCAGACACCCAUGUACUUUUUCCUGAGUGUCCUCUCAUUUGUUGACAUUUGCUAUGUGACUGUCAUCAUCCCCAAGAUGCUAGCAAACUUCUUAUCAGAGACAAAGAUCAUCUCUUAUGGUGAGUGUUUGACUCAGAUGUACUUCUUUAUUGCUUUUGGAAAUACAGACAGUUACCUGCUGGCAGCCAUGGCCAUUGACCGCUAUGUGGCCAUCUGCAACCCCCUCCACUACAUCACCAUCAUGAACCACAGACGCUGUGUCUUGCUCCUGGUCCUCUCCUUCUGCAUUCCACACCUCCACUCUCUCUUGCAUAUUCUCCUGACCAACCAACUCAUCUUCUGUGCCUCCAAUGUCAUUCACCACUUUUUCUGUGAUGACCAACCAGUGCUAAAAUUGUCCUGUUCCUCCCAUUUUGUCAAGGAAAUCACAGUCAUGACAGAAGGAUUAGCCAUCAUAAUGACCCCCUUUUCAUGCAUCAUCAUCUCUUAUUUGAGAAUCUUCAUUACUGUUCUGAAGAUCCCUUCAGCUGCUGGGAAAUGCAAAGCAUUUUCCACCUGUGGCUCUCACCUCACAGUGGUGACCCUGUUUUAUGGAAGCAUCAGCUAUGUCUAUUUCAAGCCCCUGUCCAACUAUACAGUCAAAGGUAGAAUAGCAACAAUUGUCUACACCAUACUGACUCCAAUGCUAAACACAUUUAUCUAUAGCCUACGAAACAAAGACAUGAAGCAGGGCUUGAUGAAACUCAUGCACAGAGUGAAAGGUCAAUAA
Messenger RNA from Dama dama (fallow deer), 1075 nucleotides. RefSeq names its product olfactory receptor 1L1. Gene Ontology annotation, molecular function: olfactory receptor activity; G protein-coupled receptor activity. Gene Ontology annotation, cellular component: membrane. Lineage: Eukaryota; Metazoa; Chordata; Mammalia; Artiodactyla; Cervidae. The transcript has a single exon. Gene Ontology annotation, biological process: G protein-coupled receptor signaling pathway. Bases 143 to 1075 code for a protein of 310 amino acids. The record is from RefSeq and is a predicted model, not a curated record.